AUGCCUAGUAUUCCCUUCAUCGGGAGGUUGCAUCUCCAGGAGUAUCUGGCUCUGCUCGGCUCCUUUGUUUUGAUAGGUCUGGAAGUCAUCAUCAGAGGCAUCACCCUAGCCCUGCCAGGUCCCAUCAUACGCUUCUUCUACAACUGCUCGCGUAAAUUAUUCAACCAGCUUUCAGGUGCACAAGGCCGGAGAUCACGAAACCGAAAGAAGGCCAUUUCAUCCCCAAUAGCUCAAGCUUCGGACUUUGUCGAGCUCUGCGAGUUGUUCGGCUACUAUGCAGAGGAGCAUAUCGUCCAAACCAAGGACGGCUACUUGCUAGGACUACACCGUUUAGGAUGGAAGCGUGGCGAAGAAGACCAGAGAGUCAACAGUGGGGAGGGCAGCAUCCAGAAGAAGGUCGUCUAUCUCCACCAUGGCCUGAUGAUGAACUCCGAGGUCUGGGUUUGCCUGACCGAAAAGGAACGUUGUCUACCCUUCGUUCUUGUCGACCAGGGAUACGAUGUCUGGCUCGGCAACAACCGUGGUAACAAAUACUCCAAGAAGAACGUCCACCACUCUCCCACAAGUGCCGCAUUCUGGAACUACUCAAUUGAUCAAUUCGCCUUCCACGAUAUCCCGGACACUAUCGACUACAUUCUUGCAACCACCAGUCAAAAAGCUCUGUCCUAUGUCGGCUUCUCUCAAGGAACUGCUCAAGCUUUUGCAACUCUCUCUAUCCAUCCUAAUCUGAACGACAAGGUCAAUGUUUUUGUUGCACUUGCCCCUGCGAUGGCUCCCCCAGGCUUGGCAAUGGGCAUUGUCAGCUCCUUCAUCAAAGCAUCACCGGAAGUCUUGUUCCUGCUCUUCGGUCGCAAGGCAAUCCUGAGCAGCACCACCAUGUGGCAAGCGCUACUAUAUCCUGGUAUCUUCUCCUGGGUUAUUGAUAAGGCUCUACUUUACCUUUUUGGUUGGCACGCAAAAAACAUCACCGCAUACCAAAAGCUGGCAGCUUACCCGCACUUGUUCUCUUUUAGUAGCACCAAGUCGGUCGUCCACUGGCUGCAGAUCAUCAGAAACGAAACUUUCCAAAUGUUCGAUGAUGAGGUACAGGCUCCUCUCUCGAUUGCUUCUGGUGCAAAGUACUACAAGGUCGCCAAGUAUCCUACUCGCAACAUCAAGACACCCAUUGUUCUUGUUUACGGUGGAAGCGACAGCUUAGUGGAUAUCAAGGUCAUGCUCAAGGAAUUGCCUAGACAUACAAUCGCCAAGGAGAUCCCCCACUACGAGCACCUCGACUUUUUGUGGGCCGAAGACGUACACAAAUUGGUCAUCCCACACGUGCUCCAAGCUUUGGAGUCCCACUCUACUGAUGCUGGACGUAGG
Messenger RNA from Aureobasidium namibiae CBS 147.97, 1362 nucleotides. RefSeq names its product alpha/beta-hydrolase. The annotation marks the transcript as partial. Gene Ontology annotation, molecular function: hydrolase activity, acting on ester bonds. The transcript has a single exon. The record is from RefSeq and is a predicted model, not a curated record. Lineage: Eukaryota; Fungi; Ascomycota; Dothideomycetes; Dothideales; Saccotheciaceae.